GCAUGCCACUUGAAAAAGAUUACUCGUGUGAUGACGUCCAUGGGGCUGCGUGUGAUCAUGCUGGCGCUGUGCAGCGCUGUCGCGUUUUCGUCCGCCUUUUAUACGUCGGCAAGUGCUGUGAAGAACUUGGACCCCAAAUCCUUCGAAAAGGAAGUCAUUGGCGGCAAGGGUGUGUGGUUCGUUGAGUUUUACGCGCCAUGGUGCGGUCACUGCAAGAACCUUGCUCCGGAAUGGAAGAAAGCUGCGAAGGCGUUGGAUGGAAUUGUGAACGUUGCUGCUGUCGAUUGCGACCAACACAAAGAACUUGCUGGCAAGUACGGCGUCCAAGGGUUUCCGACCAUCAAAGUGUUUGGAGACAACAAGCGUUCCCCCACGGAUUACCAAGGCCAACGCACGGCGCAGGCGAUUGUAGACGCAGCCGUCAAGGAAGCGUCCAAGUUAGCGAAGGCUCGUAUGUCUGGCAAAGCAUCGACUGGCAAGCCUUCGCCGCAAGAAAAGCCCAAACCCAAGUCGAAGCCGUCGCCUUCAUCCUCUGCCGUUGUCACACUCACUGACGACAACUUUGACGAGCUCGUGUUAAACAGCGGCGACGUGUGGAUGGUGGAGUUCUACGCCCCUUGGUGUGGUCACUGCAAAUCGUUGGCUCCGGAAUGGGAACAAGCUGCCUCGGAGCUGAAGGGUCAAGUAAAGUUGGGUGCUUUGGACGCCACAGCGGCCGAGCGCAAGGCGAGUGAGUAUGGCAUCAAGGGUUUUCCUACGAUCAAGCUGUUCGGACCGACGGCAUCGUCUGCGUCGGAUGCUCAGGACUACCAAGGGCCUCGCCAAGCGUCGGGCAUAGUCUCGUAUGCGCUGCACCAGCUCGAGAAACUUGGAGGUGGCUUGAAGGUGCCUGAAAUCACGUCGAUGAGCACGAUGCAAGACCACUGUGCUGGCAAGUCGAUCUGCGUCGUUGCGGUCUUGCCUCACAUCUUCGACUCGGGGGCGAAGGGCCGCACAGAUUACCUGAGCCAAGUCGAAGGUGCUGCCAAGUUGGUGCGUGGCAAGCCGUUCCGGUUCUCAUGGGUCCAGGGUGGCGACCAAAACAAGCUCGAGCAAGCGUUCGACCUCACGUUUGGAUACCCUGCGGUCGUGGCGAUUUCGCUCGACAAGCAGCGGUACUCGGUCAUGCGCGCCGCGUUCGAUAGCAAGUCGAUUGCCACGUUCCUCGAAGAUAUUUUUUCUGGCAAGCAGAGCACAUACCCGUACGACAAUCUACCGGCGAUCCACACCGUGACGCCUUGGGACGGCAAGGACGCCAAGGUCGACGCGAUUGUCGACGACGAUGACGACGAUAUCCUCAAGGAGCUCGGUCUCGGCGGCGGCAGCGACGAGCUUUAGAUAUGAUGCUUCUUCGGUUUGUGACACGGUCCAUGCCAAGUUGGUCUAAUGACAAAGUUUUGCUGGAAUGCGGUUGAACAU
Molecule: messenger RNA, 1458 nt
Organism: Aphanomyces invadans
Lineage: Eukaryota; Oomycota; Saprolegniomycetes; Saprolegniales; Verrucalvaceae
Product: protein disulfide-isomerase domain
Exons: 1
Coding region: 31-1377 (448 amino acids)
Biological process (GO): response to endoplasmic reticulum stress
Cellular component (GO): endoplasmic reticulum lumen
Molecular function (GO): protein-disulfide reductase activity; protein disulfide isomerase activity
Source: RefSeq, a predicted model, not a curated record